AACGCCACCUUGUCUAAUCCAGGAACGGGGAGCAUCAUGUGAACCUGGUGGGUGGCAGGGUCCAGGCAGAGGGACACGGCUCAUGCCCUGGAGGCGUGGGAUCCCCUGACCAGGUCUUUACAUCUCUGCAUCAGGCUGAGAACAGUGGACCCAAGAGCAGCCCUGCAGCCAGAGACAGCAGCCUCUGAAACCUUUAUUGAAGGUUCCUUUAUUGAAGUCCGGCAGAGAGCAUCUGCCAGGGACUGGGCUCAGCAGCAAGAGAUCUGCAAACCCUGAUGUGAGGAGAAGACGUACGACCAGCCGGAGCCAUGCUGCGCGUCCCGAGCACUUCACAGUGUCUGUUUUUCCACCUGUAAAAUGGGACUGUGUGUUUUGGCGCUGGGACUGCUCCUCCCGCACCUCCGGUGUCCACAACCGUGCUGGCCCGUGGGACGACCCACGCAGGGAGGUCCCCUCCUUUCCCGAGCACAGCCAUUGCUGCCUCCAUCCUGGACUGUAGGCAGGGGACAGGGCAGGGAAAAGGCAAGGUCGUGGGUCCUCUGAAAAGCGGGGCGUGUGUCCAUUUUUUAAAAGCAAGUAGCAGCACCUGGGUGAAUAUCGUGGUCUCUUGAAGGUAGAGGACACGAGUGGCCUAAUGGCACUGCUUUCUGCAGCUCGCACACUGAUAUGAGCUUGGGAUGCAUUCAAGGCGUUCUCCCGCUCCAGUUUCAUAAGUGCCAUGGCUGCAUGAGUCCCAUCCCAGUGCAGCCGGGAUACGCGCAGCUGCCUUCUUCGUCGCCCACCUCACAAAAACAGCUGCUGCUUUUCGGGUGGUGCUGCUCGUUCCUUCUUCUCACCAAGAGCUCGCUUGAGGAGAAAUGAUGCGCGGAGGGCUCCGAGGCGCCAUAACCUGCUGAGUUGGUGUCCUUUUUCCCUUCAUCUUUCCCAGUUUUUACCCUUUUCCCAUCAGGCCCGGGGCGGGAAAGGAGGGGCCUCAGUGAUGCGGGGACUACAUUUCCCAGCAUGCAACGCGGAGGAGGCAACGAGUGAAACGCGUUUUGCCCUCCGCGUUGCAUGCUGGGAAAUGUAGUCCCCCUUUGGGCGCCCGUGCUACUUGAAGGGCCCUAUUGGCUGGCUUCUCUAUUGGCCAGGAGCCACGUCAAGCAACAGCCGGAGGCGGGGCGUGAGGCUCCCGCCGCCGUUCCUACUGGUCGGGACGAGCGGGGUGGGCGGGGAGAGUUGAGGAAAAGCGCCCGCCCCCUGUUUUGAUUGGCUGAGGGGAGGUUUGGCGCCAGCUUCGGAGCGGGGCGACGGGUAGCGGCUGGGGUCAGAGCGGCGCGGGAGGCGCUGACAGGAGGACGGCGGCGAGCGGGCUCGGCUCCAUGGAUCCUACACCGUGCGGUGCUUACCGCCGCCGUCGCCUCCUCCUGCUCUCCCCGGCUUCUCCCGCUUCACCCGCCGUCGUCAAGUCUCUCUUUCCCGAUGACCUCUCUCCGGUUUCUGACCUCCGCCUCACCAUGGAGCAGCUGGGACGACGUCAGCAUGAAAACGCUGAGCAAGAUCUGGAAAACAAGAAUGCUAAUGGUUUACAAAGAACAGUGUCAUCGGAAUCAACAGACUCAGGUUGUGCCUUGGAUUCGCCUGGUCCUGCAACCUCAAACGAUAUCACGGAGGAAACGUUUGAGAAAGCAAUUCUUGAAUCCAGCAGACUGAACCUUCGGAUGCCUUUCAGAAGAAUCCAUUCACUGCCACAAAGCCUCCUGGGAUCCAGCCCUGCUCUGAAGAGAAAUCAUUCCGAUUCUCUGGAGAGUGAUUCUUUUCAACUGUUGGAACAAGAUGAAAAUAAGGAGAAUGAAUCAUUUGAGUUUAAGAAGCCAACCAAACCAGCUUCUCGUUGUUCUGCGCACGUCCGUUCCCGUGAUGGAAAAGGUGUUCCUGGACCGAGGCAGAAUUCGUCUCCAGCUCAGACAUUACCCCCGGGUGAACAGGAGAACUACAGGCCAGCUUUCCCGCAGCAGUCUGCUCUGGCAUCCUCUGAAAGCGAGGAUGAUGAUGGAUUCCUAGAGCUGUUAGAUGAGCAAGAUUUGAAGAACGAUGAGGAGAUGCCAUCUGAUGUGUCGAGCCUCUGGACUGCGCCGCUAGUCAUGAGGAAAACGGACAAUCGGGCCAAACGCUGCCGGUUGUUUGGCUCUUCAUCUCUGCCUGCUGCUGUCGGAAGAACCCCCCAGAAAAGGAUGGAGAGGUCCCAGGAAGAGAAUUCUCCAGGGAAAAGCAAGAAGAGGAAAAGCCUGCCUGGAACACCUUCUGAGGACUCGACGAGUUUGAAAAUGGUAAAGACACAAUCCUCCACCGCAGAGAUCGAAAGCAUUUUGGACAGUGACCAGAGAGACCUUAUCGGUGACUUCUCAAAGGGUUAUUUAUUCCACACUGUCGAUGGGAAACAUCAAGAUUUAAAAUACAUCGACUCAGAAAUGAUUGUGUCUGUGCUGACUGGGAAGUUUGCGAGCUUCAUCAAGGAAUGCGUGAUAAUUGAUUGUAGAUACCCGUAUGAGUACGAAGGAGGACACAUCAAGGGCGCUGUAAACCUACACAUGGAGGAGGAUGUGGAAGACUACUUGCUGAAGAAGCCAAUCCAGCCGUCGGAGAACAAACGAGUGAUAAUCGUCUUCCACUGCGAGUUUUCUUCAGAGCGGGGUCCUCGAAUGUGCCGGUUUGUGAGAGAGCGGGACAGGCUGGGUAACGAAUACCCCAACCUCCAUUACCCAGAGCUCUAUGUCCUGAAGGGGGGUUACAAGGACUUCUUCUCAAGAUGCCGUAGCUUCUGCGAGCCCCAGAGCUAUCGCCCCAUGCACCACGAGGACUUUAAAGAAGACUUGAAAAGAUUCCGCACCAAAAGCCGGACCUGGGCUGGUGAGAAGAGCAAAAGGGAACUCUACAGUCGCCUGAAGAAGCUCUAAGGCCUGAACUGGACGCGCAAAGGCUGCCCAUCGUCGGGGGGAGGCUGCAGUGGGAGGGAGACGACCCUGUUCCUCGCUUGCGGUUAUCAGGUACCGGCUCCCUCCUCGUCUGUUGUCCCACCGGGAACACCCUGGAACUUGUGGCUGCAGGUUGAAACCGAGCAACCUGGGAGCUGACUCUUCUCAAUCCUCUCGUUCCGCUGCUUCGAGGAAAUGGCUUCUCGUCUUCCGUGACAUCCACAAACUGCCCAAUGCUCUGCCCAGGGGGUGGGGGGAGAGGCUGUCGCGUGCCACUGACGUGGGGCUUGGCUGGUACGUGGUGUAAGCAGUGAGGGUAUUUUAGUGUCUGGUUUGUUUUCAGGUUGUUUUUUUUUUUUUUUAAAUGCUUUAUUUUAUUUAAAUACAGUCAAAUGAAGCUC
Messenger RNA from Chroicocephalus ridibundus (black-headed gull), 3355 nucleotides. RefSeq names its product cell division cycle 25A (gene CDC25A). Gene Ontology annotation, cellular component: nucleus; cytoplasm. Gene Ontology annotation, biological process: G2/M transition of mitotic cell cycle; positive regulation of G2/MI transition of meiotic cell cycle; positive regulation of G2/M transition of mitotic cell cycle. The transcript has 16 exons. The record is from RefSeq and is a predicted model, not a curated record. NCBI's taxonomy places the organism in Eukaryota, Metazoa, Chordata, Aves, Charadriiformes, Laridae. The coding region runs from base 1362 to 2936 and encodes 524 amino acids. Gene Ontology annotation, molecular function: protein tyrosine phosphatase activity.